UGUGGGUCAGGAUGGGGUUUGGAGGCAGCUUGGGUGUUGCUUGCUUUUACUGGGUGCUGGCUGGAGCAGCAGCUUCCAGCCCUUGGAGCUUCCCUCAAAGGAGCUUGGGGGUCUUGAGGGUCAGGGGGGACUCUUCUUGGAGCCAGCCUCGUGUGCCUCUCUUUUCCCAGCCCUCUCCCUGGGCAUGGGUGGAUGUUUCCCAGCUGCAGGCAGCUGCCCCCUUGCACCCUGUGGCUGUGCAGUGCCAGGAGGCACAGAUGGUGGUCACUGUGCACAGGGACCUCUUUGGCACAGGACGUCUGGUCAAGGCUACAGACCUGAGCCUGGGCUCAGCCUCCUGCUUGCCUGUGGCCCAAAGUGCUGCUGAGGGCACAGUGACCUUCGUGGCUGGGCUGCAUGAGUGUGGCAGCAGCCUGCAGAUGACCCCAGACUCCCUGAUCUACAGAACAAGCCUGUCCUACAAACCUUCUCCUGCCAACUUGGUCAUCGUAAGGACGACCGCAGCCGUGGUGCCUAUCGAGUGUCACUACCCCAGGAAGAGCAACGUGAGCAGUGAUGCUGUGCAGCCCACAUGGGCUCCUUUCUACUCCACCCUGGCAGUGGAGGAGGAGCUGAUGUUCUCCCUGCGCCUCAUGAACGAUGACUGGAGCUCUGAGAGGCUUUCCAAUGGCUUCCAGCUGGGAGAAAGCCUGCAUCUCCAGGCUGAGGUUGCUUCUGGGAACCACAUCCCUCUCAGGCUCUUUGUGGAUGAUUGUGUUGCUACCCUGAGCCCUGACAGGAGCUCCUCUCCUCUAUAUGCCUUAAUUGACCUCAGUGGGUGCUUGGUGGAUGGCAGAUCAGAAGACACCACUUCAACCUUCAUCUCCCCAAGGCCAAGGCAGGAAACACUUCAGUUCAUGGUUGAUGCCUUCAGGUUUGCAGGAGACAAUGGCAACUUGAUCUACAUCACCUGCCACUUGAAGGUCUUUCCAGUUGACCAAGCCCCAAACCCACUGAACAAAGCCUGUUCCUUCAACAAAGCCAGCAGCCUUUGGGUUCCUGUGGAGGGGACUGCAGACAUCUGCAGCUGCUGUGAGACCAGCAACUGUCCCUUGCAUAGAGGAUACUCCCAGAGACUCAACCCUGCAGCCAGAUGGCCAGCAAGGCGUGUGAGGAGAGACACUUCCUCCCAGCAAGGUGGCUCCUCAAGUGUGGCAGAGGCUGAAGUCUCCCUUGGACCCCUCCUCAUCCUUGAUUCAGCUCAGGGCUUAUGGAGGUCCUCAGAAGGUCUUGAAGGGAAGACCACACAUGAUGCUGCAGGAGGACUUCCUAUGCUGGUUGAAGUUGCCAUGCUCCUAGCAGCCACCCUGCUGAGCUUCACUGCCCUUGGCCUCUUCCUUGGGUGCAGGAAGUGCAACUGCCCUCCUGGAGUGUCUCUACCUCCUGAAGCCUAAUAAAGAGAGAGGUUUGUCCUUGUGUCCUCA
Molecule: messenger RNA, 1463 nt
Organism: Pogoniulus pusillus (Red-fronted tinkerbird)
Lineage: Eukaryota; Metazoa; Chordata; Aves; Piciformes; Lybiidae
Product: zona pellucida sperm-binding protein 3-like
Exons: 9
Coding region: 12-1433 (473 amino acids)
Source: RefSeq, a predicted model, not a curated record